This is a messenger RNA of Dibothriocephalus latus, 507 nucleotides long. NCBI's taxonomy places the organism in Eukaryota, Metazoa, Platyhelminthes, Cestoda, Diphyllobothriidea, Diphyllobothriidae. The record is from the annotation of a GenBank genome assembly.
AUGAUAUGCACCGCAUCAUCUCCUCUGCAGGGCUAUAAAGGUCAUCCAGGUCUCCCCGGCCUACCGGGAAUCGAUGGACCGGAAAUCACGAUCGAAGGACAAAAAGGGGACAAAGGCUGGAGAGGUAUCCGAGGCCCCGAUGGAACACCCUGUUUACUACAGGAAUUGACAUCGGGACCAAGGGGUCGACCUGGCUACGAUGGUCCUGUGGGUCCGAAAGGCGAUGAAGGUGAAGCGGGCACUACUGGAGAAUCUGGUGAGCAUGGAGAUGCUGGUGAUCCCGGUCGUGUCGGUGAGCCGGGUGACCGUGGUUUUGACGGCGAUACUGGUCGUCCUGGACCUGCCGGUAUGCCGGGCGACUCCGGUCGUCCGGGCGUGGAUGGUCUCGCCGGUUAUCCCGGUCCGAAGGGUCGUCCAGGGAAGCGUAUGUUGCUUAUUGCGCCGAUGAAGAUUGGCGUGUUUGAAGUUGAAAUGCUUUGGAUGAUGAUGAAUAUUGUUGUUAAGUAA